GAUUUGUAGCAACAGAUGAGUGAAAGUCAACUGAACCUAUGGCCUUCCAGUUUGAACGCUGCUAAGAUAUGUGUGUCCAAUGGUGUUGUAGGGAAGGCGGGGCUACAGGUCAACCUACCUUGCUUUUGGUGGAACUUCCAACGUUGAUGUUUACAACAGUGUAAUGGAUUUGUUUAUGCAACACAGCUGACGUGAGGCAGGCUGACACGGGAUAGCAUUAAAAAGGCUGACCUCUGUGUUACUGCUUUGUUUACUGGCACAGACUUACAAGUCGACUUUCGGACGAAGCUCAUCUUGAAGUUCUUUAGCACAGAGUUCUGUCAAUUCUUUGAGUGCAGACUGCAUUAAUGUGUCAGCUUGGAGGUAUGCAUAAUGUAUGUCAGUGGUUAGCAUAGAACACAGAUGGGUCAGGUACUGUGGAGGCUGCCUCCCAGACAACAGCAGCAGCUACAGGAAGAGCUAGCCGACCACCUAGGAGGAGGAAGACGAGAGCAAGGGAGAGAUGGCGGUCCCCAGAGAAGAGCUCCACAGCACUGCUAUGGCCCCGACAUCUACCAUCUGCUGAGAACACGCAGGGGAGGUAAAGAACAACAUGGUUUUAUAGAUUUGGAGAUGCUGCCACCUGAAUUAGGUAUCACCAUACUGUCGUACCUGAAUGCUACUGAUCUGUGCCUGGCCGGCUGUGUGUGGCAGGACCUGGGAAAUGAUGAAUAUUUAUGGCAAGGAUUGUGCAAGUCCACAUGGGGACACUGCUCCAUCUAUAACAGAAGAUUACCUGCUGGUUUCUCAUAUAGAAGACUGUACCUACAACUGGAUGAAGGCAGCCUGACAUUCAAUGCUAACCCACAGGAGGGUAUCAGUUAUUUCAUGUCUAAAGGUAUACUGGUGGAUCAUCCGACUGAGCUGGCUAAGUUCAUUUUCUACACCAGACGUCUCAACUGGAAGAUGCUGAGGAUUUACCUGGAUGAAAGGCGGGAUGUCUUGGACGAGUUGGUGACUCUCCAUAACUUCAGUAACCAGUUCCUCCCGAACGCACUGCGGGAUUUCUUCAGACACAUCCACGCUCCAGAGGAGAGGGGAGAGUAUCUGGAAACCCUCAUCACCAAAUUCAGCCAUAGGUUUUGCACCUGUAACCCUGGCCUUGUCCGAGAGCUGGGUCUCAGUCCAGAUGCUGUGUACGUGCUGUGCUACAGUCUGAUCCUACUGUCCAUUGACCUCACCAGCCCACACGUGAAAAACAAAAUGUCAAAGAGGGAGUUUAUCAGGAACACUCGCAGAGCAGCACAUAAUGUUUCGGAUGACUUCGUAGGCCACCUCUAUGAUAACAUAUACCUGAUUGGCCACGUGGCUGCAUAGCUCCACCGACCAGCUGUCCGUACUGCACUGAAGAAUAGGAAUUGGUGAUUGAGUUCCUACACAUGUCUGGAAAUCAUGGAACACUGCAAAAAAUGGAUUUGAACAAUUUCCACAUCCUACAAGGAAAAUAACAAGUAAAUCUUUCUGGAAAGAUUAGAAAAACUAAUAAAAUUUGCCACUCCACUGUGAGAAAGACUGUGCUACCAAAUAUUAGUAAUGUUAUUUGAGUUUAAUCAAAGGUGUGAAACAUCUGGAAUGUCUUUCAAACCAAGUCACUGCGAAAAGAAAAGACAAGCUCUGAUACUGCACUGAUGAAUAGGGACUACUGACCGGUGAAGGGAGGAGGAGUGCUGCCCUCAGCCUGAUUUUGAUGACAGGACAGUUGUGCUGGUUUCCUGUUGGCCAGGAGCCGGUUUUCGUACAUCAGCAGGACAAAGCCUGGCCCAUUCCUGUUGGCAGUGACAUGGAACAGUAAAAUGAUGCUAACAGAAGUUCACUCUCUAAUGUCAUGAUAUAAUGAUGCAACAUUCAAGAUCUUCUUUAAAUCAAAUUAACCUGAUACAUUAUCUGGUGGUAAUAAGUGACCUGGUUGUCUGUGGCUCAGGUCAGUUUGGGAGUGAAUGGAGGAACGCAACAUUGGGCUUCAUGCAAGACAAGUUUUGUAUCCAUCCAUCAUCUAUAUACCACUUUAUCCUCUGUAGAGUCGCGGGGGGCUGGAGUCUCUCCCACCUGACGUAGGGUGAGGACAGGUCACCAGUCUGUCACAGGGCUACAUAUAGAGGCAGUCAAAAGAAAACACAUUCACAUUCACACCUAAGGACAACUUAGCCUUACCAAUUAACUUCAGCAUGUUUUUAGAAUGUGGGAGGAAGCCAGAGUACCUGGAGAAAACCCUCACAUGCACAGGGAGAACAUGCAAACUCCACGCAGAAAGAUCCCAUAUGAAGAUUUAAACCCUAAUUAUUUUAUUUAGUUUUUUGUUUUUUUGCUCUUUUGGUCAUUUUCAUAAAUUGGACAUUUCAGCCAGAUUGCCACCUGUUCACAAGUGAGGUAGUAGUAAUGGGAUUCGAUUAUUUUCAUGGCCACAGUGUUGCCAUGUGGGGCUGCCUGUCUGCUUCACAGUAGAAGAAUUUCAUACUACGUUUCUAUCAGGACUGAAACAAAAACAUAACAAACUGCCUAUUUUGAAUAACCACUGAACUAUGUAAAUUCCUUUUAGUCAGACUGAUUUUUUUGGUAUGAAUAGUUCGUGCAUGAAGCCCACUGUCUUGAUUGGCAUACUUUGAAAUUAUUUAACACAAAUGUAAAUCCUGAAACCUGCUUAGAUUCAAAAUGGAAUGUUUUAUUACUAGAUGGACACUCAACAAAGUGUUCUGGAUCGUACCUAAAUUUAAUACGUUCUUCCUUUGACCACGCUAAACAUCUUCAUCAAGUUGAAUGAAAUUCUUACUAGUUUUACUGACAGACAAACAAAUACACUUAGAACUUUGGCAGAGGUUAAAAAAAAAUCCAAAGGUUGUAUGGUUAAAGCCAAGUGAAAAAUGCAUGUACAAUUUGCAGUUAGUUAAAUGGAGUUAAAAAUGAAUGUGUGAAGAGUUUCCUCUGUGUGACCUUAGGGGGGUGUAUCAUAAUGAUUGACAACAGUGACAGAGAUGGACCUGACUGGAAAUCUGCCAUAAUUUGCCAGAAAAUGACUCAAAGACAGAAAAUGUUAAGUGAAGAAAUGAAUGUAAAGCAAUGGAAGGACAAAACUGUGGAUGACAGUGUGGUGUAUGAGGUUCAUGAAGUUCUUGUGUUUUGUUAAUAAUAUUGCCAUUUGUCAUGUUUUUGCACAGUACACACACAUUUACCCCAUUUGCUACGUAUUUAGUUUUAGUUCCUGUGGUAAUAGGCUUCCACUCCGCUCCACUGUUGCUGCCAUGACAUAAUAGCAUCUGUCAUUUUUUGAUUUGAUGUGACUUUUUACAACAACUAAUACCUGCUGGAGAUGCCGUUUGUCUAAGGUAGUGUCAUCUUUCCAAAAAUGAAUGAGAAGACAUAAUUGUGCAUUUUAGACACCCAACCUCAAGCUUCAUUCAGGUUUACCUUUAUGCUAACAGAGCACAGCUUGGAAAAAUUAGCAGUUAUUCUAGCAGUGUGCUUAGCAGUGUGGUACAGUAAUUGGUGACAUAUGCAAAAUUUACAAUGAAGCAUUUGUCAAUUUAAUGUCAGUAUAUGAGCUGUUUUCAAUGGAGUUUUGAAUGAUUGGAAGCCUAUUACACCUGGAUGACAACACUACAGUAGAGACAAUGUGUUAUUAGACUGGCAAAUACAUACAGAAUAUAUUGCAGCAGUAGAAGUUUGUAAAAGCCAAUCUGGAGAAAUGGAAGUCUAAAAUAUAGUCUUAAAUCAGAAUGUUUUGAUGACGUCCAACAUUCAAGUACACAGCUGUUGGAUUUUAAAAGUAAACCAGUCUAGCAAUAAUGCCCAUCAGACUUGAGUGAAGCAUGACAGUAACUCUGCUAGUAGCUUCUACCAACGAGUGCCAGCAGCUAGCAUGUAGCCGCAGCUAACAGUGAAGUAUCACAGUGCCCACUGAAUGUAACCAUAGAAAGACAAGGUGACACAAGCAGUUUUCCAUUUAUACUUAUUUUUGUGUUACAGUGUGUUGUAAUACAACCAACAUAUAUUUAUUGUUUUUACUGUUUUCUGUCCAGAUAAAUCUCUUAAUUAGGUUGUAAAUCUGACCACAUUUGAAGUCAUUUAAUUGAAGAUUUAUUACUGUUGAUUUAGAAUUAGGAUUUUAAUGUUUACCUUGAAUUAUAAACUAAAUCCACUUUCUGUAGUGUGAUUUUAUUUUAUUUCCUUUCUGGUUACUAGAAGUCUAUAACAGACAAAAUGCACUAAGAAAUCAUAUUAAAUCUGGCCUUGAUUUUA
This is a messenger RNA of Acanthochromis polyacanthus (spiny chromis), 4272 nucleotides long. RefSeq names its product F-box protein 8 (gene fbxo8). NCBI's taxonomy places the organism in Eukaryota, Metazoa, Chordata, Actinopteri, Pomacentridae. Bases 403 to 1356 code for a protein of 317 amino acids. Gene Ontology annotation, biological process: regulation of ARF protein signal transduction. The transcript has 8 exons. Gene Ontology annotation, molecular function: protein binding; guanyl-nucleotide exchange factor activity. The record is from RefSeq and is a predicted model, not a curated record.